Messenger RNA from Jatropha curcas, 1659 nucleotides. Its product is annotated as Leucine-rich repeat (LRR) family protein. Gene Ontology annotation, molecular function: protein binding. The record is from RefSeq and is a predicted model, not a curated record. Lineage: Eukaryota; Viridiplantae; Streptophyta; Magnoliopsida; Malpighiales; Euphorbiaceae.
AUAAACCCAUUUCUUUCUUUUGUCACUGUUUCUGUACUUCCUCUCCCCCAUCUCCUAUCAUCACGACAACAGCAAUUUCUUGAUUUUCCAUUUCAACGGUCUUGAUUUCUUCAUCUUCUUCUUUCCUUUUUUUUUUUUUCUUUAUCAGCUUAUCAAAAAACCAAAACAAUCACUUUAUCAAUUUAAUUGAACCAUCAAAUGGGUACUAUGUAUUUCUCUCUAUUUUCACCUCUUCUCCUUCUUCUUGGUUUUCUGGUUUCAGUUGAAUCAAUAACCCAUUGGCAAGAUUUACAAGUUCUGAAAGAUUUCAAGAACUCUCUUGAAUCCGUCUCACUCACUCCUGGCUCGUGUUUAAGCUCAUGGGAUUUCUCUGUCGACCCAUGCGACAAUUUAUUCAGUGAACGAUUCACAUGCGGGUUCAGGUGCGACCUUGUAGUUUCUGGAGCCAGUCGAGUCACUGAACUCAGUCUUGAUUCGGCUGGUUACUCAGGUUCACUAUCUUCCAUUUCUUGGAAUCUUCCUUUCUUGCAAAUCCUUGAUCUUUCAGGUAAUAAUUUUUAUGGUAAAAUCCCUGAGUCAUUUUCAAACUUGACUCGGCUGACUCGACUCGGUCUUUCUAGAAACUGGUUUUCUGGUCAAACGCCUACAUCAAUUGGAUCACUUACUAAUUUGGAAGAAUUAUACCUUGAUAACAACAUUCUUGAAGGUACAAUUCCUGCAAGUUUUAAUAGUUUAAUUAGUCUAAAACGACUUGAAGUUCAGUCCAACAAACUAAACUGCAUGCCGUUCCCCGAGUUGAGUUCUCUAAAAAAUCUCUCUUUUCUUGAUGUUAGUGACAAUUUUUUCUCUGGUAAAAUCCCAUCUUCUUUUCCAUCUUCUUUAGUUGAAAUCUCCAUGAGAAACAAUUCUUUAGAAGGAAACAUCCCUGAAAGUUUCAAGAAUUUAGGUUAUUUACAAGUUCUUGAUAUGAGUCACAACAAACUCAGUGACUCAGUUCCGUCUUUUCUUUUUAACCAUCCAUCGCUUCAACAGCUCACUCUCUCUUACAAUAACUUCACCUCCGUACAAUCUCCAUCGUCGUCAACUAUUCAAAGUGAACUGAUAGCCGUUGAUUUAAGCAAUAACCAGCUUCAAGGGUUUUUACCAUCUUUUCUUGCUUUAAUGCCUAAACUGUCUGCAUUAUCGUUAGAGAACAAUAAGCUUACAGGAAUGAUACCAACCCAGUUCGCCAUUAAAACCGCCGUGCCCGGUGGAGCUGGCUUUUCGCCGUUUGAGAGGCUGCUUUUAGGAGGGAAUUACUUGUUUGGGCCAAUUCCAGUAGCAUUAAUGGAAUUAAAACCAGGGUCGGCUGAUGUUAGAUUGAAUGGUAACUGCUUGCUCUGGUGUCCGGUUACGUUCUUUUUUUGUCAAGGUGGUGAUCAGAAAUCGCGAAUGGAUUGUAAAAGCUUUAUCCCUUUUAUUCCUUAAUUUAAUAAUAAAUGUAAUUAAUUAGCGUAAUUUGUUUUGCUAAUAAUCAUAUUAUUCGUGUGUGCUUUGUUUUGUUUUGUGUUUUUAUUUUUAAUUGGCAAUGAUUAGAAGCAUGUGUUAAAAAUUAUUUUAUGUAUAUCUUAUCUUUAAUAUAUAGUGAAGCUUCUGUUGGGAGAUCUCUCUACUUCUCCU